Messenger RNA from Fusarium keratoplasticum, 1473 nucleotides. RefSeq lists its product as uncharacterized. The transcript is spliced from 2 exons. NCBI's taxonomy places the organism in Eukaryota, Fungi, Ascomycota, Sordariomycetes, Hypocreales, Nectriaceae. Bases 1 to 1473 code for a protein of 490 amino acids. The record is from RefSeq and is a predicted model, not a curated record.
AUGAACAGCACGGGCAGUGGCAUCUACACGGAGGAUCAGAUGCGAAAAUGGGACGCCAUAGUUCGCUAUGGAUGGCCGACCGUCAUAAGCAGCAGCACCUGGGCCAUUGCUGUCGCUCUCAUCACCCUCCUUUACCAAGCCGUUGCAGUUCGGCUUUUUAGACCCUACUCGAUGAGCCUGUUUUGGCUUCUCCCUGAGCAUCAUCGUGCAUGGGACGUCGAUCAGGUCAGAGUCGCGAUGGCAAACACUAUGAACCCCCAGGCGGCGCUGGUCAGCACGCCUGCAUACCGAUGUCUGGGAUCUACAAAGUGCAAACCAGCCAAAGGUGUUUCAAUUCUUUGGCUAUUCGGCGCACUGGUGCUUACGGUGGUGCCAAUAUUCUUUCCUCUACUCUUGUCUCGGAGAAUACCCGUUGUGCAAGGAGUUCCCGGUUCGAUCGAAAAUUGCAGUCCGCUUCUGAACUAUAGCAAUUGGAUGGCCCAGUCCCAGUACGAUGGAUUACUAUCCUGGGAUAUGCUCCGCUUUGCCGACACGCACGCAUAUAACUACAGCGGAUCAAAUGCUUCAGCAGUUGGUCUUUCAAACGACAAGGAUCGCGUGGCAAUAUCUUCAGAGUGUCCAGACUGGGCUCCAGCCUGCGACCGAAACAACUCUUUCCGAGUCGACGUCAACUACUGGGUGAAGCAGUCCGAGGUGGGGAUUGGCAGCAAGUCUUCCUCUCGUGAUGCCGAAUUUGGUGUGUUGACUACUUGCUACAAACCAGAGUAUCGCAGGAAGUUCCUGCGAAUAGAGGAAGACGGGACGAAUACUUAUGGAUUACUAUACGGCAGCGGCAGCGGCACUGGCGGAGAUGAGUACGUCACUGAGGAGUUUAACCUCGAAGAGAGGUUUUGCUAUGGGUACGAUUUGUUUGCCCACUUCAACCUCAGCGGGUUCUCUAAGAUCUCCAUGUGGGAACCCAACAAUACCCUGGCCCAUGACGGCGAUCUCACCAUCUUGUUCUACCACGUCCGCUUGAUACUAAGCCCGACUACGAGCGAUGAUCCUGUGUUUGCCACAAACAAUACUCAAGUCGGCGGGCGAUAUCGAUACAAGCGAGCUAUUGUACCCAUCAUGUGCAACACCAGCUACGCCUACUGCCCGGGAGGAAGAGAGAGCUGUAUAUCGCUAGGAGGCAACGACGGAGUCGGCGAAUAUAUCAACAGCUCGAGAUCUUACGAAGACGGAAACCUGGGCUUUCUCGAGCUUAUGUGGAUAAACACAUGGGUUCCCUUGUUCGCCAUCAUCCCUGGUAGCAGCGAGUCUGUCUAUGCCAGCCGCACCCUUUCUCUCGGAUCGACGCAGCUGGCUCCAAGGGAGAUAAGUGGACAUGCCGAAAUUUGUCAAACUGGCGCAACUAUGUGUCGUCAAAGCUCCCUGUAUGGGCAGUUGAGGCAACAGCGCAACAACUGGAGACCUGCCGGCUCACGUUGA